Messenger RNA from Aspergillus pseudoviridinutans, 1083 nucleotides. RefSeq lists its product as uncharacterized. The record is from RefSeq and is a predicted model, not a curated record. The coding region runs from base 1 to 1083 and encodes 360 amino acids. NCBI's taxonomy places the organism in Eukaryota, Fungi, Ascomycota, Eurotiomycetes, Eurotiales, Aspergillaceae. The transcript has a single exon.
AUGCUUUUUUCAGUGGCCGUUCUUGUUGUGACAGCGCUUCCGACAGUCUCUGCACUGGCAUUUGACGGCGCUGUUGGCUUCGGCUCUAUAGCCACAGGAGGCACUGGGGGUACCACCGUCACGGUUACGACUUUGGCAGAUUCAGGAACAGGCUCCCUACGGGACGCUGUAAGCGAGCCAAAUCGGAUCAUCGAGUUCUCCGUUAGCGGCUAUAUCGAGCUUCAGUCGGCCCUAUCACUAUCAAGUGACUUGACAAUCAACGGGCAGACGGCUCCAGGCAAUGGAAUCGGAAUCAUGGGAGCUGAAGUUUCGGCUAGUGGCAAAAGUAAUAUCAUCAUUCGCAACUUGCGCAUGCGACAAGGAACUCUAGAUUCCGACACGGGUCAUAGUGCAUUCAACAUGGGAGAUGCAUCUAACAUUAUCCUCGACCAUUGCUCGGUUGAAUACGGCCAGUGGGAUUCUAUCGAUGCGGUUGGAGCAGUCAACAUCACCGUUUCCAACUCGAUUAUCGCACUACCGAUUGGACAGCAAUUCGGAGCUCAUGUGGAGACAGGCCCUUCCACCUUUUAUCGUAACCUCUGGGUCAGCGCUCAUAACCGCCAGCCACUAUCCAAAGAUAAUACCCAGUAUAUCAACAAUGUGGUAUACAAUUUUCAAGCGGCGUAUACGUCGGGGAACACAGCCGGCUACUUCUCCCACGACAUCAUCGGCAAUUAUUUUAUUACGGGACCAAGUACUUCGACUGCGAAGGAUGUAUUCUACCAGAUGGAUUCUGAGCAAAGCGUAUACGCUUCAGGGAACUAUCUCGAUGACAACAACGAUGGGGAGCUAAAUGGAAGCUCCUACAAUACCGUUGGCUCUGCGACUGUGCUUUCUGAACCCUGGGCGUCGGACUCUUCGAGUCUCGCUACUCUUUCCGCAGCAGAGGCUGUCACGUACGUCUUGGCGAAUGCGGGCGCUUUGCCCCGAGAUGAGUUAGAUACGUUUGUCGUCACCCAGGUCAAGUCGUACGGAACACAGGGGACAUUAUAUAAGAGCCAGGCGUCUACAGGGGUAUCAAAUGGAGGCUAUGGGACUCUUUGA